AUGAUGCCAGGUUUGAAUAAAAAAUGUACCAAUGUAUCAAGCGAAGUUAUAAGUGAUGGAAUAGGAGACAGAGCUGUAGCUGACGGUAUAAAUGUUGGAUUUGUGACAAAUACAAGAAUUACUCAUGCUACACCUGCU
Ostertagia ostertagi is the source of this 138-nucleotide messenger RNA. NCBI's taxonomy places the organism in Eukaryota, Metazoa, Nematoda, Chromadorea, Rhabditida, Trichostrongylidae. The record is from the annotation of a GenBank genome assembly.